Molecule: messenger RNA, 3528 nt
Organism: Scophthalmus maximus (turbot)
Lineage: Eukaryota; Metazoa; Chordata; Actinopteri; Pleuronectiformes; Scophthalmidae
Gene: hoxa13a
Product: homeobox A13a
Exons: 2
Coding region: 83-991 (302 amino acids)
Biological process (GO): regulation of transcription by RNA polymerase II
Molecular function (GO): RNA polymerase II cis-regulatory region sequence-specific DNA binding; DNA-binding transcription factor activity, RNA polymerase II-specific
Source: RefSeq, a predicted model, not a curated record
GACUCUCUGGGAACCAGUAUCUCCUUCUAGUCUGUGGGCUUUUUAAAAAAGAGCCAGAAGCUUCAAUGUUGGAUGCCGUGCUAUGACAACGUCACUGCUGCUCCGUCCGCGCUGGGUCGACCCCUCGGUGAUGUUCCUCUACGACAACGGCGGAGGUUCAGAUGAAGUGAGCAAGAACAUGGAGGGUUUCGCCGGUGGCAACUUCGCCGCGAACCAGUGCAGGAAUCUGAUGGCGCACCCAGCGUCCCUGGCACCCAGCACGGCGUACUCCUCCGGCGAAGUGGCCACCUCCGGCAUGGGCGAGCCGGUCAAACAGUGCAGCCCGUGCUCCGCGGCGCAGAAUUCCUCCAGCGCGUCUCUGCCGUAUGGGUAUUUCGGCAGCAGCUAUUACCCUUGCAGAAUGUCGCAUCACAGCAGCAUAAAAUCGUGCGGAGCGCAGCCCCCCUCCGCGUACGGGGAGAAAUACAUGGACACAUCCGCCUCGGGCGACGACUUCGCCUCUCGGGCGAAGGAAUUCGCGUUUUAUCCGACCUACCCGUCAGGCCCCUACCAACCUGUCCCCAGUUACCUGGACGUGCCCGUGGUGCCAACGAUCAGUGCGCCGUCAGAAGCCCGACACGAGUCCCUGCUGCCUAUGGAGAGCUACCAACCGUGGACUCUCGCCGCCAACGGCUGGAACGGCCAGGUUUACUGCGCCAAGGAGCAGCCCCAGCCUGGACACAUGUGGAAGUCUUCCAUACCAGACGCAGUGUCCCACACCGGCGGAGACUCCGGCUCUUAUCGACGUGGGAGAAAGAAACGCGUGCCGUACACCAAGGUGCAACUGAAGGAACUGGAGCGCGAGUACGGCGCCAAUAAAUUUAUCACGAAGGACAAACGGAGGAGGAUAUCUGCGCAGACCAACCUGUCCGAGAGGCAGGUCACGAUAUGGUUUCAGAACAGACGCGUGAAAGAGAAGAAGAUCGUCAACAAAUUGAAAACCAUCAGCUAGUUAGGUAUUUUCUUCUUAUUGUUUUUUUUUUUAAUCACGGACAAUAUCUAUGGGAGAAACUACUACCACACACACACACACGCACGCACACACACACACACACGCACACACACACACACAGACUUGGACUCGUGUGAAUUGGAAUAACGCAACUCCUUCCCGACUGAGCAUGAUUUAUAUUUGUACGUUGCCAAAUGAUUUUCUCGGAGCUUCUGGACCAAAACUUCGGAGGCCCCUGAACGCCGGACCCAGUUCCCUUCCGCGUGUUGUUAAUUAUUUUUUUUAAGGAGUCAAGUGGAAGGAAAAUAUAUAGAACUGCAUCAAAUGUGACUUUUCCCCUCCUCUGGCAAGCAGUCCUUCAUGCAGGAAAAGUGACCCCAGUUCAGAAAGGUGUGCGCCACCGAGCUACGCCUUUAUCUGCAGGUUUUUAACGAGAGCGAUAAAGGCGAAGAUUCACGGGGAAGUGUCGGUGUAACGGAUUUGGACCUUGGGAAUGUUAAAUAUUAAUCUCUCCUGCCUUCCUUUUUUAUUAUUUUUUUUUUAAACCUACUCACAUGCUUAGCUUGUAAUGAAGUUUUAGUCUCGUCGUACGGAUCCGUCAUUACCCAAUUCACGGUGCAAUGCCUAUUAUAAUGCUUAGAUAAUCGUCCGGGAUAUAUGUUCAUAUCAAUCAUAACUUCAAAUUUUUUUUAAAUAAUGUGUGCGUAUUCAUGUGGUUGUAUAUAAAAGUAAAUUCCGGCAUGAUAAUCCAGGUAAUUUGUGUGUGUGAGUCCAGUAUGUCGGUGUUUAAAGUCCGUUCCAAUAAAAUAUGAACCUGGUUGAAUAUAUUUUUUUUUAAUGGACCCGUUUAAUCGUAGCUCAGUUUUUCAUUCAUGUUUUUUAAUUUUAUGUUCAACCAAUUUCUCCUCUGGAAGAAACGAUCCCUAGACAUGUUAGGCCCACAGUCAGCAUUUUAGCAAAUUGGGUUUAAAUGUAGUGAAGGUUUCGUGUUGUGGCUUUUGCUGGCUUUGCUGUCAUAUAAAUUUAAUUUAUAUCCAGAAAUGCCAAACACAAAUUCUGUUUUCGAAAUUCAAACAUUUUAACUUGAGUGCAGUAUGAGAGGUGCAUAUGUUUGUCCCUGGGAGCAGAGGGAGCAGGUCAGCUGAGGCUCGUCUCUGCUGAACUGUUGGCUGACGUCGCCAUCUACCGGCGACUUUUCGACAUGCUCAGGUAAACACUCUCAAAGGUGUAAUAAUGAGAAUAAUAUUAAAUUAUAGUUUUAAAAAAAUCCUUUGUUGAUGAUAUACCAAUGUUACUUUGCAUUAUACUAUAAUUUUCUAAAUAUUUUGUGGAGACAAACACACAGUCGCGGAGUGUAGAAAAUCUCAUUUUAUUUUAAUAAUUAAAUUAUAAAACAUUAUUAAACUCCCUCUUGGUGUGACUGUACAAUAAAAUAAUGGCUUGAAUAUGAAACGUCACAAAGGACAUUUCACCUUUAAGUGUGCAGACAUUAACUCAAACUAAUGUUCUGUUCCGCUACAAAUGCAUUUCCUCGUGCUUAAAAAAAAACUUAUCCAUAAUUAAAUGUUAAACAUGAAACACGUUCAGCACAAGGAAACGUUUUAAUACGACUCACCCUUUAGGUAAAUUGCUGUUAUGUUUACGUUGCCUUAAUAUGUUGCGUUUACUGAUCUGCCGUCUAUUUUACUCGUAAAAUGUAAUAUUCAAUAUAUAAAAAUCAGGAAAUAAAAGACCAGUUGAUUUGGUCAACUUGACUACACAUGUACGUGUCGGUUGUUUGACUUCAAACGGCGCCGGCGGACGAGUGUGUUUACAUUUUGUGUUCGUAUCAUCGUUGUUAUGUAUAUACCUGUUAAACUGAAUCCCAGAAGAACUCUCUUAAUGUUUGAUUAUAAUUCUCGCAUUUCUGGUUGCCUUCUGCAAAAAAAAAAUACAAAAUAUUAGCGUAAGGUUAAAAAUGACACGGCGUUAUUGUGAUGAAUGAAAAAAAAAAUGUAACGCAGAAUUUAAUUCCAUGCAUUUUCUGGUGACUUCACAGAAAUAUUUGACGUGGUCAUGUGUGGCAUUUAAAAAAAAAAAAUUCAAUAAAAUCUUGGGAAUUUUACAUUUGCAUCAGAGAGAACUGCAUUUUUAAUCUUAGAGAUUUCGAUCUGAAUUGAGUGCUUGUAUACGAGAGAACGUUUGUCGACGCCGUGUGUCGGGAGAUGAACUCUAAAAUAUAUAUUACACUAGAGAUUACAGAAUACAUGCCCUUAAAAUGUCAUUCAUAGUAAUCCGACAGAUUAUUCAAAGUGAGUAACGUUUAAAAAAAAAGGUACUUUGAGUGACUCCAACAUUGUCUCACAUUACGAUUCCAAGCAACACUGAAUGAAUAUGUGUAUUCACACAGUACUGGUCUAUGAAGUUUUUUGUUUUUUUUUAAAAGGACGAAGACCCAGAGUUUUCUUUGACCUUUUUAUUUUCCACAUGAAACAUCAUGUUAGAAUGAACACCUGAACAAGACUUAAAAAAAUAAAAUAAACUUUUGUGCAUUUCAA